GAGGCACAGAAGAGACGGGUUCGCCCUUGCAGACCUCCCAGGGGCAGGGCAGCCACAGAGGAGUCUGAAGACACCCGCGGAGGUCCCAGCAGGGAUUCACUCGGCUGGGCAGGGGCGGCGGUGGCACUGGCUCCCCUGCUUCAGUGGCCGCCCCUUGUAAUUUGACACUUGGAUCUCCAGGACGACCAACAGCAAAAAAGCUGAGGCCGAGACAGCAGCUGGCUGUCAGCAGCCAGGAGCUCCACUCCUCUGAGGAAGGCGCCCAGCAGCGGGUCAGGAAAGAGGCAUCCGAGAAGGAAGGAAGAGGUGGUGGCCGGGCGAAGCCAGGCAAGGGAGGCUGCCGGGCUCCCCAGCAUCCGCGGUUGCCCCUCAACCCAACACCUGAGCUCCCAGGUGGGUGGGGACUCCCAGCCCCGUCCCGGUGAGGCCUGGCAGGAGCCCGGCAGGAGCCCGAUGCACCAUGGCAGCCGCCAACUUUGUGCAGGAGAUGCGCUCCAUGGGCGAGAAGCUGCUGCUCAAGCUGCAGAAGCUGCCCCAGGCCGAGCCUGUGGAGAUCGCGGCCUUCUCGGUCAUCCUCCUUUUCACAGCCACCGUGCUGGUGCUGCUGCUGAUCGCCUGCUGCUGCUGCUGCAGGGACUGCUGCUGCCCUGAGCGCAGAGGCAGGAAGGUCCAAGUGCGGCCCAUGAGCCCAUCGUGAGGGACAGAGACGAGGAGGAGA
This is a messenger RNA of Prionailurus viverrinus (fishing cat), 718 nucleotides long. RefSeq names its product small integral membrane protein 5 (gene SMIM5). The coding region runs from base 461 to 697 and encodes 78 amino acids. The transcript is spliced from 3 exons. The record is from RefSeq and is a predicted model, not a curated record. Lineage: Eukaryota; Metazoa; Chordata; Mammalia; Carnivora; Felidae.